Mauremys reevesii (Reeves's turtle) is the source of this 642-nucleotide messenger RNA. RefSeq names its product chromosome 22 C19orf85 homolog (gene C22H19orf85). The record is from RefSeq and is a predicted model, not a curated record. NCBI's taxonomy places the organism in Eukaryota, Metazoa, Chordata, Testudines, Geoemydidae. The coding region runs from base 1 to 642 and encodes 213 amino acids. The transcript is spliced from 2 exons.
AUGCAGCGGGGCGGGCGCCUGUCCCUGAGCUUCCUGCCCCCCCAGCAGGUGGCGCUCUACGGGCGUGGCCGGGAUCUCUUCACCUUCGUCACCGUGGCCUCGUCCCACAUGAUGCGGACGCUGCAGAGACCCCGCAAUAGCCGCCCUGGCAAGCGGCGGGUGAACCACCGGCGGUUCCUGCACAACCAGAUCAGCAGGCAAUUCGCUGACAUUGAAGCCUCGACGCACCGCCUGGCCUCCUCCAUCCUGGCCCAGGAGGCCCCAAGGGACCCCGUGCCCCCCGCAGAACCCCGGCGUCCUGGCCCAGAGCCUCCCGCCCCAGCUGCCAGCUCCUUCCUGGGCGUGGCCGAGGCCUUCGUGGCCCCGGAAUCGGGGCCUGGCUGGGGCCUGAGCGUGGCCUCCCUGACCCCUGACCCCAGCGACCUCUUUGACCCCAUCACCGGCCCAGAAGAUCUGGGGCUGCCCCUCAGCUGGGCCCCGAUUACCCACAACCCCCUGGGGCCUAGCCAGUGUCCCCUGCCCUGGAACUCCCUGCCCAUCCCGGGCAUGGACGGCGCCCCCCUCUGGGCCCCAGAUCCCCCUGGCUACCUGCCCCCCGUCUCCCCGGAGUACCCUGUCGGAGUGGCGCCAGGGGGGUGGUAA